UAAUAUUUUAAAAUCAAAGGUUGCAUCUGUUAACAUUAGUUAAUGCACAUCAUUGGCAAACAAUGGGUCACUUCCGCAAUCUUUAGUUUUUGUUUCGUUUAACUUACAAAGUGCGCUUUUGUUUGCGCCUGCUGAUUGAUGGAAGUUGGACUGGACGAGAUCUUGAUUUUGCAGCGAUACAAAUGAGUGCGUGUAGAUGAUCUCGAGGCAUGGAUCUAACGAAAAGAACUCUCAACAUCUUUAUCAAGUGCGCUUGUCUAGUUUUAUUGGUGAGCCUAGGCAUCAUCUCCCACUUGGCUUUUAUUUGUCAAUUCAGGUUAGGCUACCUAUACAGUCCUAUCUGUGUCCAACUGUACGAUAUUGUGGAUGCUAUGUCCGUAGUAUAGUUACAAAACCGCGCUUAGUUUUUGUGUUGGGGACAUUUGCUGACAAAGGGUAUGCACGUGACAACGUUUUUGUUUUAAUGUCUGCUUUUCCUCUCCACUUUGUCCAGCUGUUCGGGAUUUGGAUGUGUCUGGGUGGAGUAUUCUUGCUGCUUAAAUACAGAUAUACGGGUGUGUUUUUUAGCAGUUUCUAUAUAGAUCUGCCUGUUCUGUUGGCUGUUAUUAGUGGAGUUCUCCUCUUCAUCGGUGGAAGCCUUGGCUGUGUGCUGUCACGCAUCGACUCCCCAUGUUUACAAGCUCUGUUUGUGUAUUUCCUCAUUGUUGUGUGUUGUGCUAUGAGUACUGCUUCGGCAUUGGCUUACUUUCAUACAGGCAAGCUUGAUGUAGACUUGGCUCCUCUCAAAGAUGUGUUUCAAAACUAUAGUGGUGACAGCCAAGAUCCUGAUACCCGGGCAGUGAAUGCCCUACAAAGUGAGCUGAAAUGUUGUGGUGUUACAAACUACACGGACUGGAUGGAUACACCCUGGUUUAAUCACAGUGGGAAAUAUGAGGUUCCUCCUAGCUGCUGCAAUAAAACCUUUCACAUCUGCAAUGGGACAAUAUACUCACCCAAACUUCUCUAUAAUGAGGGAUGUCAGAGUAAAUUUAAGGAUAAAUUACAUCUGGUCCUGGUGGUCAUUAUGUUAGCAUCUUUUGGGGUUAUCUUAACACUGAUAUUUUCUGCAAUAAGUGUGGGACAUCUAAUGAAACAUAACCCCCCACAGGAAUAUCAAAUCCUUGACCAGCAAUAAAUUAUUGAGAUAAAAUGAAAAUGUAAUUCUCUUUUCUUCUAAAUGCUACAUCAUUCUUAGAUGUAUUGUACUGUGCGUAUGCGCCAGUGGGUGUGUGUGUGUGUACAGGUUUUAUAUUUGUGAGGGCCAAAUGUAAUCAGUAAUACAGUGAAUUAUCAUUACAACCUACAUUUACUGGUCCUCACUAAAUAAAAAGGCUCAUAAUUCGUUCAAAUAUAAAAUUUAAGUUCUGUAUACAUUUCAUCAAAUCCUUGUAACUUUAUUGUAAAACUUGUAAACUUGUUAACUUUAUUUACUUUGCACAAUAAAACAAUAAACUUUUAGUUA
This is a messenger RNA of Triplophysa rosa, 1501 nucleotides long. It is a transcript of the gene tspan37, whose product is annotated as tetraspanin 37. The coding region runs from base 197 to 1174 and encodes 325 amino acids. NCBI's taxonomy places the organism in Eukaryota, Metazoa, Chordata, Actinopteri, Cypriniformes, Nemacheilidae. The transcript is spliced from 6 exons. Gene Ontology annotation, cellular component: membrane. The record is from RefSeq and is a predicted model, not a curated record.